CUUGCAGUCACCACGGCCGUCCGCGCCACGUCCUCUGAACCCGCCGUGUCUUGUCCCGAGUCCUCUCCUCCUACUCUGAUGCUCUGAAAGUCCUGACCCCUUCCCCACAAUACGCUGCACAACGCGAAGCAACGAAACAUUCCCGAAGUUGACACGAUCACCACCUGCGCUUCUGCACAUACGCGACCCGCCCAUCCUCUGUCGCGUAUCUACUGCACAAUCCGUCCUUCUCGAAAGCAACUCCCUCCCCGGACGCCUCCCCUGACCUACCAUGGGCGCCGGCCAAUCCACCUCGCAGGCGCACCCGCCCGAGCAAGCCCUGCACGUCCUCCGCGUCACCCCGCACUCCCCCGCAUCCCAGACCGACAUCGAGCCCUACUUUGACUUCGUCGUCGGCUUCGAGGGCGACACGCUCGACGGGCACACCGCGAUCGACGCGGCGAAGCUGGAGGCCAUCGUCGAGGCGCACGAGGGCCGCGUCCUGAACCUGCUCGUCUGGAGCAGCAAGCGGCGUUAUACGAGGGUCGUCCCCGUCACGCCCUCACGAUCGUGGUCGCAGAAAGCGGCCGCGCCGCAGGGCGCGAAGCCCUCCUUGCUCGGCCUCAGCAUGCGCAUGUGCGAGCCCGAGGCGACGAUGGACAACGUCUGGCACGUCCUCGACGUGAUCGAGGGCAGCCCCGCCGAGUCCGCGGGUCUUGUUCCCAUGGGUGACUGGGUCCUCGGUUGGUCCGGCGGCGUGCUGUCGCAGGAGAACGACUUUUAUGAGUUGGUUGAGGCGCACGUCGACAAACCACUACGCGUCUACGUCUACUCCCAUGACUUCGAUGCCCUACGCGAAGUCGUCCUCGUGCCAAAUCGACACUGGGGCGGCGACGGAUUGCUCGGUUGCGUUUUUGGCUUCGGUCUCCUUCACCGGAUACCUCCCCAGCCCGAAGGCAGGCAGCCUGGCACGACCCCGCCCGAACUGCAAGACGGCUACGACGACGCGAUCUUCGUGCCCGCGGACGAGGGGUACGACGACUACUCGCAAGAACAACAAGACCUGUACGCGCGCGAACAGGAGCACUACGCCCGGCUGCAGCGCGACACGUACGCGCGGGAGCAGGAGCAGGUGGGCGACUGGCGGCAGCGGCAGCAUGCGCACUGGCAUCCGGAUGGGACGGAGAGGCGCUCGUCGGACACGGCGAGGACAUCCGAAGGGCCUCCACGUCGUACCCCGGACGGUCCUGAACGUCGUGCCUCGGACGGUCCGGAAACAUCACGUCGCACCCCCGACCUCACGCGCGGCACGCCAGAGUCGGCGCACCGGUCCUCUUAUUCCAUCCCGGAGGUGGAUGAGGAUGAGUUGCAGUGAGCUGAUGGCCUUAGUGGCCGAGCGCCGUCAUUCAGUGAGCGCCGUCAUCGAAUGAGCGCCCUCAUUGAGUGAGCGCCACCAUUGAGUAUGGACUGUAAAUUAUCGCAUUGAAUGCUAUGGGAAUAUGAUGGGCGUUUGCAAGGGAGACUGGGCAUUUGCAUAGGAGACAGUGCGCUUGCGAGGGGGUAGCGAAGACAAGACGCUUGUGCUCGAGUAGACAUCCAGAUCUGACUCGACAGCGCAGAAUUGGCCAGACCUGCCCUACUGAAUCCUGAAGGCAUCGUAAUAAGGAGUGCGAUAGCCCACGGCAUGGUACGUGCGCGUCAGGCCCUAUACGGUUUUUUACUAUACUAUACGCUCGGCACCCCACCCAAAAAUUCCGCCAUCUCCCUUGCGAGCACAUCAUGCACCGC
This is a messenger RNA of Schizophyllum commune H4-8, 1767 nucleotides long. RefSeq lists its product as uncharacterized. Gene Ontology annotation, molecular function: protein binding. Lineage: Eukaryota; Fungi; Basidiomycota; Agaricomycetes; Agaricales; Schizophyllaceae. Gene Ontology annotation, cellular component: Golgi apparatus. Gene Ontology annotation, biological process: Golgi organization. The transcript is spliced from 6 exons. The coding region runs from base 272 to 1354 and encodes 360 amino acids. The record is from RefSeq and is a predicted model, not a curated record.